AAUUAAAAUAUCCAAGUGUAUAAGAUGUCGAUGUUCAGGAGUUCCACUGGAAAUGGUAAUGAAAUAUGAAACUUUUUUUUAUAGUUAAACACAUUUUUUAUUGUUAAAAUGUUUGUCAUACUUUUCUCUACUCAUAACCCCUCCCCCCCAUCUUUCCUCUACACGAUGCAACCACUCCAUGUUCUCCUAUCUCCCCACUACUCCUCUAAGCUCUUUUCCCCCUUCCAUCUCCUUCAAGCCCUCUUAACCUUCUCUAUUCUAUCUUCCAGUCUCUCCAUAUUCUCCCCUUCUUCUUUAUUACCUUUCCUUCAUCCUUCUCAGAAGACUUCAAUAGAUCAUGUCCAUCGUGUUCAGAUUAGUCCACCACAAUCUCAUUCUUGGCAGCAAUUAUUAUUCAUCUUUAAAAAAACAAAAACAAGAAUACAACCAUCACUACUGAAUAUCUAACUCUAUCAGGGCCUGGGGUUAUGAGAUUCCUGGCUCUGGGUAGAAGAUUAGAGUAAAUUCCCAACACCCUCAGCAAUAUUUAUUGACCCAUCUAUCAGUGGGCCUCUGUUAUGGGGUGCAUUUCACUAGUGGGGGGAGGGGGGGGGGAAGAAGGUCAAAUGCAACUUAUUACAUUUUCCCAUGCGCACCAGACUUAUUUGCAACAACUCUGCUGGGAUAUAACAAAUUUUAAAAAUACAAAAUGAACCAAGUUAGGCAGGAUUUGUUAUGUUAGUGUGUAUUAACCAUUUUUAUUUAUUGGGAAUGAUGGCCUCUCUUUCCUUUCUAAUAGAGUCAAAGAGUGCCACUCUUGGAUCUGUUAACAGGCAGAAUGUUAUACAAGAAGCAAACAGAAGGAGGACACUUUUGCAGGACAACAGCUGGAUAA
Molecule: messenger RNA, 874 nt
Organism: Pelobates cultripes (western spadefoot toad)
Lineage: Eukaryota; Metazoa; Chordata; Amphibia; Anura; Pelobatidae
Source: the annotation of a GenBank genome assembly